AUGGCAGGCCGGGGCAAGACUCUCGGAUCUGGGGCUGCAAAGAAGGCACAAUCGAGGAGCAGCAAGGCUGGGCUGCAGUUUCCCGUCGGCCGUAUCGCCCGUUUCCUCAAGGCCGGCAAGUAUGCCGAGCGCGUCGGCGCCGGAGCUCCGGUCUAUCUGGCUGCUGUCCUUGAAUAUCUCGCCGCUGAGGUGCUGGAAUUGGCCGGGAACGCUGCCAGGGACAACAAGAAAACAAGGAUUGUGCCUCGGCACAUUCAGUUGGCGGUGAGGAACGAUGAAGAAUUGAGCAAGCUUUUGGGUGACGUGACGAUUGCCAAUGGCGGUGUGAUGCCUAACAUCCACAACCUUCUGCUGCCGAAGAAGGCUGGCUCCUCAAAGCUUUCUGCUGAUGAUGAAUGA
Messenger RNA from Striga hermonthica, 399 nucleotides. The record is from the annotation of a GenBank genome assembly. Lineage: Eukaryota; Viridiplantae; Streptophyta; Magnoliopsida; Lamiales; Orobanchaceae.